UUCCUUAAACAAAAUAAUGCAGGGUAGGCAAGUCUCAGCAUCCAUCUUGAAUCAUAAAGAGUGGAAAUUGUUUCCUCUUUCGAUAUAGUGUUUUCAGUUUUAUACGAUUGACUUUUGUAAAUGGUAAAUGUUGGAUAACUGGACACAACCACUCGAAAGCAUUCAUUCAAGGAUUAUGGGUGGUUAGAGAAACGUGACGGGAGGAGUUCCCAAAAUCCAGCAAACCCAUUGGCUUUAGCCCCGGGGUCUAUUGAGGAGACUCUAGGUUGCGCGAUCUUCGAGUAAAGUAAACAUCGCUAUAAUGGGACAGGACAGGAACCUGCUAAACUAAACCCCUCAGUGAAUAAUGGAAAACCUGAAAAGGCUGGACUUGGAGGUGGAGGAGUUUAUGGACAUUUUGGAAGAGAGAAGAAGGAGCAGUGACCUUGGCCAUGCCUUCAGGACCUUUAACCCCCAACUCUACAGGGGAGUUCCGCCAUGCUCCGUGAAGGACCUCAACAGAACUGUGCUUGAAUCACACUACCUGAGCUAUGUCAUUAAAGAGGUUGCCAUGGAGAGUGGGAAAACAUGGGAGGUAGUGAGAGAGGAGGCUUCUGGGAUACUGGAAGAGAUGGCUCAUAAUUUACAACUAGGCUUCAUCAGACUGCUGGGGUUCAUCUUCACUAAAGUCUUCAAGAGGCUUUUCAGGAGCAUCCAUGUCAACCAGGAAGGCCUGAACAGGCUUCAGCAAGCCAUUCAGGAGUCUCCAGUAAUCCUGAUGCCCAAUCACAGGAGCUACAUAGACUUCCUGGUUCUGUCCUACAUCCUGUUCACCUAUGACCUCCCCAUCCCCGUAAUUGCUGCAGGAAUUCCUCUGAUGGGGAUGAAGAUGAUUGGGGAGAUCCUGCGUCGCUGCGGAGCCUUCUUCAUCCGUCGUGCUAUUGGCUCAGACAAGCUGUACUGGGCCGUGCUCUCUGAGUACGUCAAAACUAUCGUCAGGAGAGGAUAUGCUCCUGUGGAGUUCUAUGUGGAAGGUCUCAGAAGUCGCACUCUGAAGUCUCUAACACCAAAGCUUGGUAUGAUGCACAUGGUAUUGGAGCCCUUUUUUAAAGCGGAGGUGUAUGACAUCAAUCUGAUACCCAUCAGUAUUAGCUAUGACAGGGUACUGGAGGAAUCCCUCUUAGCCCAUGAAUUGCUGGGGAUACCCAAACCUAUAGAGACCACCACGGGCCUGUUUAAAGCCAGAAAGGUUCUGGACGAGGACUAUGGCAGUAUGCAUGUGUACUUUGGACACCCUCUGUCGGUACGACAGCUAUCUCAGGGAAAAAUCAACCGCUGCCAGUACAACCUCAUCCCCAGAGACCUUCCCCAGAAGCCCAGCCCAGAGACCCAGGCCUGUGUGAGCUGGCUGGCCCACCUGGUGGUGUGUGUCCAGGAGGAGGGGGUGGUGCUUAGUCCCUGGUCUCUCAUGGCCUGCCUGCUGCUUCAGAGCCUCCCAGCGGCUCAGGAGGGAAGACUGGCCUGGGAUCUCCUGACACAAAGGACCCUCUGGCUCAGGGACCUGGCUCUGGGUUUCGGUGCCCGCUUGCACUGGCCUGAGCAAAUUCCUGACUCUGAUGUGAUGUCAUCUAACAUGGCCCUGCAUAGCUCUGUGGUUCGCUGUGAAGGUGGGCGAGUCCACCUGGUGGAGGAGGAGGGGCCUGUAGGGAACCAGCCCAUCAGCCCAGCGGAGGGUGUAAUCAGGAGGGCGGGGCCUGUUCUUAUGGUGGCUCUCUAUAGAAACCAGGCGAUGCAUGUUUUUGCACGUCCAGCUAUGCUCGCUGUGGCCAUACACACUGCACAAAGCACACGCAGAGAGGACAUCUUCAACUUCUUUAGCUUCCUGCAGGAUGUGUUCUCCAACGAAUUUAUCUUUGUCCCUGGCAAGACCUCUCAAGACUUUGAGGAGUCAUGUCACUUACUAAGGAAGUGUGGUGCUGUUCAAAUCAGUGAUCAGGAAGUGAAAGAGACCGAGGAGGGGCAGACCACGACUGCCUUCCUGCGAGCGCUGCUACAGCCCUUCAUAGAUGCCUAUCAGGUGGUGUUCAGUUACCUGUGUGAGGAGGGUGUUCAGGUGUUCACAGAGAAGCAGCUGGUUCCUGCAGUACGCACCCUGGCCUCACAGCUCAUCCUGUCUGGUGAGCUGAACUCCUAUGAAGCACUUUCAUCUGACACCCAGAAAAAUGUUCUAUCUGCACUGCUAAGACUGGAUGCUGUGAUAAAGUCAAGAGUAGGAGUACCGAGUGAGUUCCAGGCCAAAAAAGCAGCCAUCAGAAAAAUAGGAGAUAUAAUGACUGGAAGAAUCCCACCACAGAGGCAUCUGAUUGCUGCACCAGAUGCAAGACUUUAGUCUAGACACACAUCUUCAGUCAUGUGUCCAUCUAUGGCUCCUAUACAUGGGCUAGAAACUUGGAGCUCUCAGACAAACUACCUCUGUCUGAAUGUGAAACAUCAUAUUAUAUACAGUUUAUUGCCAUCGAGACAUAGGCUGGGUUUUAUUCCUGAAUUGGGCUCCCUCCACUAAGGGAAAUAUUCAGUUGUUAUAUUCUAACUGAUUGGCAUUUUAAUUUAAGCGAGGGAGGUAGGUGGGUAAGAAGGCAGGGAAUGAUUGAUUGACCAUGAGUUGAGCCUUAAACAGUCUCAAAUAGUAUUAAAUGCUAGCUAGUGGCUAAGUGCAAUUAAUAAAGUUAAGGAUAGGGUACUUUAGGGUCUUAGGACAAUUGGAGGUAGUCUAAUCACUGACGCAAUACAAGCUCUCAUGUAUUUUUAUGGGCAAUCCAUAAUAUAAUUUCAGUUCUCCAUAAUGAAAUACAAGCAGCAUACAGCAUCACAAUCAAAGAUCAAUUACAUUUAAAUUGGAAUAAAUGUAAAUUCAUUUUGUAUACAUCUCAAGCUGAUGGCCUGACAGGGCUUCUGAGUUUCCACCAAACAAUUUCCAUAAGGAAUCAGGAGAGACCACUGUGACACUCAAUAACCAAUUCAUGUUCAACUGUUCUGUAGUUUUGUUUUGCCGGCAUAUUCCUGAGUUAAAUAAAA
Hypomesus transpacificus is the source of this 3054-nucleotide messenger RNA. RefSeq names its product glyceronephosphate O-acyltransferase 2 (gene gnpat2). The record is from RefSeq and is a predicted model, not a curated record. Gene Ontology annotation, molecular function: glycerone-phosphate O-acyltransferase activity. Bases 347 to 2368 code for a protein of 673 amino acids. Gene Ontology annotation, cellular component: mitochondrial membrane; peroxisomal membrane. NCBI's taxonomy places the organism in Eukaryota, Metazoa, Chordata, Actinopteri, Osmeriformes, Osmeridae. The transcript is spliced from 16 exons. Gene Ontology annotation, biological process: ether lipid biosynthetic process.